Podarcis lilfordi (Lilford's wall lizard) is the source of this 19047-nucleotide messenger RNA. The record is from the annotation of a GenBank genome assembly. Lineage: Eukaryota; Metazoa; Chordata; Lepidosauria; Squamata; Lacertidae.
GGCUGCUGGUGGCUUUGGAGACCUUGGAUCUCUUGAGACCAAGAUGGCGGCGGCGGCGGCGGCGGCGGCGUCUUGUGGCGGCCACGGGGGUCGCUUUCUGGCGUCCGGGCUGUUCCGCAACCGGGUGGCCAUCGUGACCGGCGGGGGCACCGGCAUCGGCAAGGCCAUCACCGCCGACCUGCUGCAGCUCGGUGGGCAAGGGGCGAUCCGAAGGGGAAAGAACCAAAGGGAAGCCCCCGGCGACUCCCCCAAAAUCGGGAGUGAACCAGGCUGGGUACCCUCGCUGCGCGCACGCAUGCACGCAUUCACACGUCCCCUCGGGAGGAAAUAGCGGGUUGGUGGUAGACUUGGGCUGCCCCGUGUCUUCUCCUUCCUUGUUUUCAACAGGACUGGCAGGAAUUCAACAGGUGUAGCCUCCCAGGGGCGUAGUCCGGGGGUUGCAGGCUGCCAAAUUUUGCAGCACCUGAAGUUUUCAAACCAUCUUCAGAGGCAGUCCUGCAUAUAACACAUCGCAGUAAUCUAACCUAGAGGUUCCUAGAGCAGUUAGGCUACCCUAGUCCAGAUAGGGCCCCCGCUGGGUUACCAGCUAAAGCUGAUGGAAGGCACUCCGUGCGACAGAGACCACCUGAGCCUCAAGCGACAGCAAAGGAUCCAGAAAUAUUCACAGUAUCCAAGCUGUGUACAGUACGUGCUUCUUCAGAGGGAGAGUAACCCCUACUGUGUCUUGAUAAGCUAGUUGUUUUAUAUAUAUUUAUAAUGAUUAUAUUUAUAUCCUAUCUUUUAUUCAAGGAGCUCAAGGUGGUGUACAAACUUUUCUCCCUUUGCAUUUUAUCCUUACAACAACCCUGUGAGGUAGGUUAGGCUGAGAGACAGUGACUGGCCGAAGGUCACCCAGCGAUCUUCAUGGCUGAGUGGGGAUUUGAACCCUGGUCUCCCUGGUCCUAUUCCAGCGCUCUAACUACUGCACCACACUGGCUCAUCAUUGCCUUUGGCCCCUGUCCUAGAGGAUUAAUGUCUCUUGUUAAUCAGUGAUAUAUAAUGUCAAAUCCAGGAAGGCAGAUAAUGAACUCUGAUUCUCUAAGCUGCACUUGUAACUGAUUGAUAACUGAGCUGUAUGGAAAGUGAUUGGCAGUUUGAAAAAAAGCUGGCUAUAUCUGUGUGCUUUACAUGGGUCACACCAGGGAAUCAGGCCAUGUCACUUGUGUGUUAAGUAGGGCAGGCAUUAAAAUACCAAACUAACUCAUCUGCAGCUGAAGAUUCUGUACCUCGUUUGUGGCUUUGAACGAUGAAUGAAGUCAUGAACUAAGGGUGGGCAACUUUUUGCCAUUGAAUGUUGUUUUACUGAAACACACCACAUUUUGAUUAACACAUGGUGUGUGUACAUGCAAAUUCUGAAGCCAAGCCACAAAUGAUAGACUUCUUCAUUUGCUCAUCGAAUGAAAUGUCCAUAAAAUGUCCAUCAUUUGUCCAUUCUGGUAUAAUUCAGAAUGUAAUAGCAUGCUUUUGGAAAUACUAGAAUGUACUUUCUGUUUUGGAUAACCUCUGACUCUCCCUGUCAUCAUGGCGAACUGCAGAUAUUCUAUUAUUUGGACCUGCCACUCAUUUAUCGUAGGUGUUUUAUCACUUUUCCAGUUUCUUGCAAUUAAGAUCCUGGCUGCUACUGUCAUGUACAUAAAAAGUGGUCUAACAUCUUUUUUAAUUUCUGGUGACGUUAUACCUAGAAGGAAGGUUUCAGUUUUUUUCUUAAAUGAGAACUUAAAUAACUUUUUAAAUUCAUUAUAGAAGUUAUUCCAAAAUUCCUUAAUGGCUGUGCAUUCCCACCACAUGUGCAUAUAUCUGCACUUCUAGGUCAAGAAGUGAUGGUGGGCGUGGUUCUUUGUAAUCAAAAGAGGUCUUGUUUCUGUUGUCGUUAGCACUACACUAAUUUCAUGUCUUAUAAUUCAAAUUCUACCAUUGGCUUAGGAAGUUUCUGUGAGAUGGCUUUCCAGUUCAGUAGUGGGGGGGGGGGGUAACAAUUUGCAAGCUUAAAUAACAAUUUAUGGAAGCAUUUCAGGUAUCUGACUUUGCAGACUUCCAGAACUGCCAAAAAUGCUUGACAAUCCAGAAAGUCAUGAUUGAAGAUGGUUAUCACAGUCUGUGUACACUGCCAUUUGUUAAGCAAGAACCCUUGUUGCUUCUACUAGAAUGCAACCAUGGGCAUAGCCAGGAUUUGGGGGGGGGGGCAGAACCAUGUUAUCUGUGACACAGUUGGUCAGUUUAUUAAGUAUUUUAUUUAUUUACUUGAUUGGGGGACAGCUGCCCACCCCUGGCUAUGCCUAUGAAUGCAAGACUAUUAAUGUCUAAAAUGUAUUUUCCCCCUCUUUUUUGACAGGUUGUAAUGUAGUCAUUGCCUCCCGCAAAUUCGACAGAUUGAAAGCUGCAGCGAACGAGCUAGCUGCCAAAAUUCCAUCCACAGUUUCUGCCCAGGUUACCCCUGUACAGUGCAACAUUCGCAAAGAAGAGGAGGUAAAAACAAAAUACUUUUGUGCUGUAGAGUGGACAACUAGUGUACUGGUUCACUGGAGAAUACUUGCCUUGAGUGUAUUACACACACACACACAAACACAACAUUUGAUUUAUUAUAUUUCUGUGCCGCUCUUAAUUCAAAUGAAUCCCAAAGCAGCUGGUAGUUCACAGUAUUUUUCAAAGAGGUUGUUGUAAGAGUAAUACUCUGUGAUGGGAAAAGAUUUACAUCUUGCUGCAUAAUUGUCUUUAAUGUUGUACGUCACUAAUAACAGCCUCCUUUGCCAAUGUUGAAAUGACUUCUGAAGAAUGUAGAUUUUGCAGGCAUUGAGAAAUGUACACAUGUGGGUGCUUGCAUCUGGAGAUUGGAUCUAGACGCCAGCCACUUGGACUUAAACAGUGCCUCUGGAUUAUUCCAAAGAAAAGGGGGAAAGGCCACUUAUUUUUGGUGACUUUGUUUUAUAAGGAAAACAUGUAACCUGGCUGUUGCUUUGACUAAGAAAUUGUUGCUUUCCCCAAAUCAUUGUAGUUUUUUAUUUCGUGUAGCUUAGAAGAGUCACCCAGUCUGAUUAUGAAAGUGGUAACACCCAGUUGUUUAUGUUGUUAAGGUGUGUUGCUGGUUCUACUUUUAAAAAAUAAUUGGGGAAGGGCUUUGUAAAAGAGCAGUGGGAAGGGGAAAGUUAAUGUUCCUUUUCACUAACUCUAAAGCAUUUUUUUGUGCAUCUACUAUCCUUUGUCACUAUGAACCAUUUAAUUAUUCAGACUGCAAUGCACUAUCUGGGUCUGUUCGAAACCUCAAGUGUAUCUGGAAUUAUUUGUCUCACAUUCAUGAAUAAACUUUUAAGAUUCGGCGUUUGUCAUAAUUUACUUUCUUUUUGCAUAUGCUUCUUGGUUUCCUAAUCCGUGGGUGGUGGUCACUAUUUCUCCUGGUAAUCCUUCAAAGCCCUUCCUGUUUGUAACCUGUCUUUUGGAGCUGGAGGAAGACAUUUUCUCUGGGGGUUUUUUUGAGAGUUGAAGGCAGUAGGGUUGCAGAUGCUUGUUUCUUUUGUCAUGGUAUUGCGGGGUUUCCCAAACUUGGGUCUCCAGCCGUUUUUGAACUACAACUCUCAUCAUCCUUAGCUAGCAGGGCCAGUGGCCAGGGAUUAUGGGAAUUGUAGUCCAAAAACAGCCGGAGACCCAAAUUUGGUAGUGUUUCAAAAAUUACUAGAUAUUAUAAGCAGUGCCAUAGCUACUGGGGGGCUAGCCAGGUUUUUUUGCCCCAGGUGAACGCUCCAAAGGGGUGCCAUUGAGGCUCCCAGCCUGUGUGUGUGUGUAUGCAAAUGUGUGGAGUGCGUGUGCUAGUGUGGUGUAAUGGUUAAGAGUGGUGGACUCGUAAUCUGGUGAACUGGGUUCGUGUCCCCGCUCUUCCACAUGCAGCUGCUGGGUGACCUUGGGCUAGUCAUACUUCUCUGAAGUCUCUCAGCCUCACUCACCUCACAGAGUGUUUGUUGUGGGGGAGGAAGGGAAAGGAGAAUGUUAGCCGCUUUGAGACUCCUAAGGGUAGUGAUAAAGCGGGAUAUCAAAUCCAAACUCUAAACUGCAUCUUUGACCUGGGUUUUCACCCCUGUUUCAGCUCCUUGGGAAAGCAUGUGUGCUUUGCAUGCAAAUCAAAUAUCUUUAAUACGGUCAAUGACCAGCAAGGCUUUUGCUUUGCAUGCAAAAGAUCCCAUGUUCAAUCUCCAACAUCUUCAGCUUAGGCUGGGAAAGACUUGCAGUCCUGCAGAUUCAUGACCAGUCAGCUGUAGGCAUUGAAUUUUUAUUUUGAUUAUAUAUUUUGUGGUUUUAUAUUUUGAUUUUGUUCGGUGAACGGCCCUGAUACCUCCAGGUAUAGGGCGGUAUAUAAAUUCAAUAAACAAAAACAGCAACUUUGUAUAAGGAAGCCAGCUAUGCUCUAUGAUUAAUCAACGGUGUUAGAGCUGUCAUAUCACUUUCAAAUUCUGCUUUUUCAAUAGUAGUAGUAGUAGUAAUAAUAAUAAUAAUAAUAAUAAUAGAACCACCUAUUGUCAGUCUUCUGCCUUCAUCUCCAAAUAGUGUUCCUGCUAUGAAAAAUAGCCCUUCCUUGGUUCUAUUUUAGUUCAUUCUGCCUAAACCACUGCUUUCUCUUUCCAUUUAUUUCAUAACUGGGCUUAUGGAGUGGCUGUUUCCCUGAUCAGCAAAAGGAGAUUCACGUAAAACAUCUAGGGAAUAAUUUAUUGAAUGCGAGUUUCAGAGUCUUCAUCUUUAUCCUCAGGGGCCUCCUUGCUUUCUUUUUCAUAAAUAAUUCUGCUUAUUGGCACAGGGCUCCUGAAUGCUGUGCAGUCUGCCAGUUUCCUUUGUUAAGAAUACAGUGGUGCUGCAUUGUACCCUCUGUGUCUCUUGGCUGUUCUACAUCCUGUAGCCACCAGUCCUACCAGGCUUGAUUGUCUCUCCUGACAUAAAGAACAUAAAGCUAUUGAAUGCUGUCAUGUGGAAAGAUGACCUCAGUUCUCUUUUCUCUCCAGCCCACCCCACACUCAGCACCAGGAGAUUGUAUCUGGGUUGUGAUAAGAUGGCAGUGAUGAGAUGAGCUCCCUGUGAUUAUUUAAUUGAACAGCCUUCCAUCUCAUACUUGCUGCUUUUAGAGGAGUCGUUGGAACUAAAGGCCUUCAGACCAAAAUCUAUAGAUAAUGUUAGCUACUGGUAGUGAUGAAGCCAUAGAUUUCAUAAGAAAACUCUUGGAUCGGAUACCAAAUGCUUAGUAUUCUGUUUCCAAUAGUGGCCAGCUAAAUACUUUUGGGAAGCUUGCAAACAAGCUACGAAGGUAGCAGCCCUUUCCUGUUUGUCUCCAACAUCUGGUAUUAGAAGUGGUUUCACUUAGGUAUCGUAUCUAUUAGGUAUGAGGUUGAUAGUCUUUGGUGGCUGGGGAAGCCCAGCCAGAUGGGUGGGGUAUAAAUAUUAAUGAUUAGCUAUGAUUAUGAUUAGCUAUAAGAUCACAAAACUAGUGAAAGCAUGGUGUUAUUACAUGUAUUAUUAUAAAAUUACUUGUGAAGUAUGGAAAGAAAACACCAUGCUUUCACUAGUUUAGUGAUCUUAUAGCUAAUCAUAAUUAAAUAUCAAAUUCUGCAUAUAAAUUAUUACUUUCAUCUGGUUUAAAUUGCUUCAGUUUAAUAACAUUUCCUUUUGAAGAGGGUGCUGCUUCAACAGUGUACAAAGUCUGGUUAUAUACAUUGUUACAAGUCUCCAAAAACCCUGAAACAAUAGCUUCCUCUCAGAGUGGAAGGGAGGUCUGUUCAUAAGUUUGACGUCUGAAUCUAGUAAUAGUUCUUUAUUCCCAAUGGAAUAAAGGUGUUGAAGGGUGCAGGACUGCAGCCCAUGAUGCUCUCUGAAAUACUCCUUUUUUUUGCUAAUGGGGGAAGCUUGAGUGAUACUCUCUGGGCGAUUUUUCUUCUUAAACAAAGCAAUUUAGGCUGCAAGCCUAAACAAACUUACACAGGAGUAACUCUCAUUGAGCUCGGUGAGGCUUCCUUCUGAGUGGUCAUGUGAAGGAUUACACUGCUCAUGGUUUCAUAGUCAAACAUUUACUGAAGGGUCUUAACCAUUAAUAUGGCUCUCCAUAUUGAGCAUGCAGUGCUUGCAUAAUUCCUUAAUACUCUGUAAACAGCCCAGCCUUUUAUCUGUACUCAUUCGGUGGCUAUGAGUGGCUUUGCAGUAUAAUGUGAUUGGACUCUGCUGCCUGGGAGUGUAUGUGUGUGGAUUUAAAGGUUUCUUGUAGCAUGUUCUCUGAAGAGGCUGGAUUUUCUUCUAAAUGCAUUGUCAAAUCAGGGUUUUGUAAUUGGUUGACUAUCCAGACUGGUGCUAGGAAAUGCAUUCAGCUGUAGCUAAUCAUAAUUAAAUAUCAAAUCCUGUGUAUGAGUUGCUGCAUUCUUGUCUAGUGCUUGAGGGUUAUCUCCAUAAAUAUUCCGUUGAGUGAUCUACUUUUUUCAUGUGCUACUUUAUGGACUUGCCCUUUUGUAUUUCUUGAUUCCUCAUUUUCCAACUGGAGUUAAUUGCUGUUCUUACUUAAUAGGGCUCUGAUAUUUGUUCUGUUACUCACCUAUACUGAUUUUUCUCUGGCUUCUCCAUAUACCUGGAAUGUGUUAUAUGCUAAUAUGCAGCCUAUUUAUUGCCUUUCUUAAUACAAACUCCUGAACACACUCUUACCCCUUCCCUGCUGCCCCCUUACGGCCUCUUUUAAUAUAAGUAAAAAAAAAGCCAUUUUAAAAUUUACUAGUACAUAAGGUUCUUCCUCAUCUCAUUGUCUAAAGAUCUCAAAGCUGUGUACAAAACUACAACCUAAAAAAAUUGAAACGGUAUCAUAAAACAGACAUACAACAAAAUCAGUAAAACAGUAUGAUUAAAAAAAGGAAUUAUGUAAUAUCAGGAUCCAGUCUUAUGGACUAGGCAAAACAUAUGCAUUUACAAGUAAUCUGAAACAUCUGAUGGAUAAUGCUUCACAUAUGGCAGAUGGUAGGGAAUUCCACAGUACAGAGAUGAUUAUAGAAAAAGACAGUUUUGGGGUCACCACCCUGUGAUAUAUUCUGUAGAGUAUGUUUCCAUGAUUAUCAUUUCCUCAAAUGAUAUACCAAAAUGAAACAUUUUAGUAAUAUAUGGCUCUUGUUUUUCUAGAAGAGUCGCACACAGUUUCUUGUCAACUUGAGCUAAUUCAGCUGUUUGUAUUCAGAUUCCCAGAUUGCAUGCCUCUUUUUAAAAGGAGUGCACAGGUAUGAAUGUAUACCUAUGAUGUAACACCUGAAGCAGCCCUUAGCUGUGAGCUAGUUAGUCAAGGGUUUGUUCUGCAAAUUGUCUCGUAUUAGGCAUCAUUAUAAACAAAUAUUACGCAUUUAUAAAACUUCUUCUUACAAAAAUGUAAGGAUUUUUUCUUGCAUUUUUGCAAGACUGCUGGUCUGAUUCUGCACAAAAUCUAUGCUGAAAGAAUUGUACCUGCUGUACAUGCCUUGCUAAAUAUUCAAGAAUGGCAUUUCGCUUUUCUUUGACGGGGUUGUAUAGACUGUGACUCUGCCACUUCAGCAGAAUGUUGCCAUUACAGUGGUGCCCCGCAAGACGAAUGCCUCGCAAGACGGAAAACCCGCUAGACGAAAGGGUUUUCCGUUUUGGAGGUGCUUCGCAAAACGAAUUUUCUAUGUGCUUGCUGCGCAAGACGAAAAUGUCUUGCGAGUUCCUGCGGGGUUUUUCCCCCCCCUUUUUCCCAAGCCGCUAAACCGCUUAUCAGCUGAUGGCUAAGCCGCUUAACAGCUGAUGCUAAGCUGCUUAUCAGCUGAUCGUUAAGCCGCUUAUCAGCUUAUCGUUAAGCCGCUUAUCAGCUGAUCGUUAAGCCGCUUAUCAGCUUAUCGUUAAGCCGCUUAUCAGCUGAUUCACUAAGCCCGCUAAGCCGCUAAUACAGUACUGUAGCACUAAUCCGCUAAUGGGCUUGCUUCGCAAGACGAAAAAACCCGCAAGACGAAGAGACUCGCGGAACGGAUUCUUUUCGUCUUGCGAGGCACCACUGUACUUGUUUUGGGUAGCUGAGGAUGCUGCUGGAUUAGCAUUUUUUCCAUCUUCUGCUUGGCAGGGAUCCAGGCCCCUUGGAUCCUUGUGAAGACCAUUGGCACAGAUAGCGGAAAGGGGACACACAAACUGAUUGGAUGGGAAGAAUAACUUCUGUGUAGCAACGCAUUAUUCUUUAAAGCACAAAUAUGUUUGCAUUAAGGCAAGAAAGCAGCCUUAUUUUUAAUCCUCAAUUUUUAAGAGCUUUUGCCAAAUGCUCUGAAGGUCAGAGGUGAAUUUGAAACUCGGGACACAGGUGGAGAGGUGGGAAGAAAACUGGUGCUAUUGGAUUAAGAGGAGAAUGAAAUCACUUUUUCAAAUCUGCCCUAAAAAGAACUUUUCAAUGGAGUUGAAAAGGGAAGAGCAACGUGGAAGUUGGUCCAUUAGAGCAAAUGGGGCGCUGUCCUACCACCUUAGAGUGCCAUCAGUCAGCCCCCACCUGCAUGCUUUCUUACUUACUGCUGGGCUUUAGUUUCAUCUUCUGAUGGGAAUUGUAGUUUAAAACAUCUACAGGGCACAAGUUGAGCAAGGAUGGUCUAAAAUCUCAGAAAUGCUCACCCAGCUUCUCUCUGAACUCUGCUCUUCUAUCUGUGCCAAGUGGGCCUUGCUUCCAUUCUUUGGGAAUGCAUUAAUUUGCAUGCUGCUGUUUUCAUUCAUAAAAUACAACAGAUUGGUUGUCCUCCCUUGGUGACCUUGGGACUAGCAAGACCUGUUUGCUGGCAAAAUACUGUUUCACACACGACUUAAAUAGACUAUUAAAGGCUGCUUGUUCAUUCUAUCAGUGCUGCCGCUGCACCAUAAAGUCUCUAUCUACUUAACUAAGGUUUAGGUACAUUUGAGGAUGCAUGUUUACUACUUCCAGUAUUAGAUAUAAAAGAACUAUUCUAAUAUCCUUUAUUGCAGAAAAGCUCUUUUUAUUCAUUCUUUGCAGUAUUAUGCAUGGCAUUGUUAGGAAUGUCAUUUCAUGUUGUGUUUGACAAGAUGCUCAUGUCAGUCAGCUGUUAGGUAAAGUAAAGGUAAAGGUACCCCUGCCCGUACGGGCCAGUCUUGGCAUACUCUAGGGUUGUGCGCUCAUCUCACGCUAGAGGCCGGGAGCCAGCGCUGUCCGCAGACACUUCCGGGCCACGUGGCCAGCGUGACAAGCUGCACCUGGCGAGCCAGCGCAGCACACGGAACGCCGUUUACCUUCCCGCUGGUAAGCGGUCCCUAUUUAUCUACUUGCACCCGGAGGUGCUUUCGAACUGCUAGGUUGGCAGGCGCUGGGACCGAACGACAGGAGCGCACCCCGCCACGGGGAUUCGAACCGCCGACCAUGCGAUCGGCAAGUCCUAGGCGAUGAGGUUUUACCCACAGCGCCACCCGCAUCCCACCCAGUCAGCUGUUACUAUAUGUUAAAUUUUGUAGCAUCAUGAAAGUUCUCUGAGACAUUCUAUAAUCUAGAUCUAAAAGUCUAUUUUUAGGAGGUUCCAGUGGACAUGAGACCUCUGGCUGCAAUGUUGUGAUUUCUUUAGUGUUCACACUGUUUUACCAGCCCCUAACCUUCUUUUUGCAAGAGAAAUAUACAACAUAUACAAAAUACAAAAAGAAACCACUACAAAACAACCAAUUGUUUUUAUUCGGGGCAAGCUUGAGUGAUUAAUGUAGAAAUGACUAACGCUAAAAGGCUACAGUGUGCAGACUUAUCAUUCAACUUUUUUUACUAUUGGUAGGUAGAGGCACUGGUGAAAUCAACAUUGGACCUUCAUGGGAGGAUAGAUUUCCUGGUCAACAAUGGGGGAGGCCAGUUUCCUAGCCCAGCAGAAGCAAUUAGUUCAAAAGGCUGGAAUGCUGUGGUUGAAACUAAUUUGACUGGGACCUUCUACUGCUGUAAAGCAGGUGAGCACUUGGUGUACACAGGAAAUAAGUAACUAAGCCAUCAGAAGAACUCUCUCUCUGCUUUCCCUGUAUAGCAGUUCAGUCUCUUUAUCACUGCCAUGGCAUGUUCUUGCUCUGCUGUCCCCAGUUAGCAGUGACAACUUGGUCUGGAGUCCUUUAAUAACCUGCUGAGCCCAGGAAGAACCCCAGACUAAGUUGUCACUGCUAACUAGGUUUGGUUGAAAGUUGGGUUGCCAGGUCUGUUGAAGCUCAGACCCUGAGAUGCAAGGAGGAGAGGUUGGGGGCUAAGAGAGUCUGGAUGCUGCCUUAGGUUGGAGGUUGACAGACAUGGGGCAGUGGUAGCAGGAUGAAGCCUCGAGUACCAAUGAUACAAUAGCCUGCUGCCUUGAUUUUUGGUCCUCAAUCUGAAAUUCUGUUUUUGUAGAAUCUUAGAGUUGGAAGGGACCCAAGAGUCAUCUAGUCCAACCCCCUCUCAACUCGUUUCCCCCUUCAAACCCUGGGAAGAAGGCUGAAAUCUGACACCCCAGGUCAAACCAUGAGACCUGACAAGUAGUUUCUCCCCCUGACUAAUUUACAACUAGAGGUGGAAGAAGCAAGGGUAUUCUUUGACAAUUUUUUUCCAUGUCUGCAGAUACCUACUGACUAGAUGAUAGAUUUACAUUUGAACACUGAUGCUGUUUUUGGCACUAAGAAAUAGUGGGUGACAGGUGAGGCAGCAGGAUCUUCCUUAAGGCUCCAGAGCAGUUUUUUCUAGAAGGAAAGGAGGUGGGGGCUGGAGCAAACACUGGAUUGUCCAAAAGUGCUGCCAGUUCUAGUUCUCCAUACUUGCCUAGAAACAUCAUGCCUGGGUCAUCAGGCCUAACUAGUUGGAGCCAUUUUCUUAGGAAGUAGUAGACGAAUUGGUAGCAGGAUGGACAGGUAUCCUUCAGGAAGCUGCCUCACACUGAGUCAGACUUGGUGCAGCUAGUCUUGCCUGCACAAUGACUAGCAAUGACUUUCCAGGAUUUCACAAAGGAGACUUUCCCAGCCCUUUCUGGAAAUGCCAAGGUUUGAACCUGAAACCUUCAUGCAACAGAUGCGCUGUCCCACUGAGCUGUGGUUUUGUGUUAUACAGUACAGAUAAAUAUCAAUAGAGUUAUAAGGUGUGCAUUCAGUUGUGAUUCUCAGGUGAAUAUUUGGGUUUAAUGUCAUUGCUGCUUCCACCUCUGAGCAACUGGUUUUGUCAAGUUUUCUAAGGCUAUGGAAAUAAGGCUUGAGACAGAUUUCAUUCCACUCAUGUGUUUACUGUAAUCUUUGUACACCAUUUAUCUGGCAAUGUAAAAGCCUUCACGACCAUUCUUCUGUGUCUACCCAGUGUACAAUGCUUGGAUGCAGCAUCACGGAGGUGCUAUUGUCAACAUCGUGGCUGAUAUGUGGAAAGGGUUUCCUGGCAUGUCGUAAGUCUGCUAUCCGUAUACGAUACACAGUCCACUUGCUUUCACUUAAACUGCUGUCCCUCUGAGUAGUCGUGUGCAUUUGAAUGGUAAAACAAGAUGGAACAGCAGAUUCCCAAUAUUUAACAUGCACAUUCCUUGAGAUUCCAUUUUAACAGAAGUCUUUGAGGAAUUUGGGACUAAAUUGCCGGUGCUUAUGAUCCUCAUUUAUUGUCACCUGCAAGGCUUUCCUGAGAAUGCUCUUGAACAAAAAGUGGAAUGCAGGAAGCAGUCACAGACAAGAAGAGGCUGCAUUUUUCUUAGGCCAACUGGAAAGCAGAGUCCCUCUGCUGGGACAGUGCAAUGAGUCUAGCUGAGGUCUGCCUAUAUAGCUGUGCAUCUUUGCACAUGCCUGUUUGUAAUCCGCCAUCUUACUGGGUUGCCCCAGCCACUCUGGGUGGCUUCCAACAAAGAUAAAAGCAUAAUAAAACAUUGAACAUUAAACACUUCCCUAUACAGGGCUGCGGGUGGCGCUGUGGGUAAAACCUCAGUGCCUAGGGCUUGCCGAUCGCAUGGUCGGCGGUUCGAAUCCCCGUGGCAGGGUGAGCUCCCGUCUUUCGGUCCCAGCUCCUGCCCACCUAGCAGUUCGAAAGCAUCCUUAAGUGCAAGUAAAUAAAUAGGUACCGCUUUAUAACGGGAAGGUAAACGGCAUUUCCGUGUGCUGCGCUGGUGCUGGCUCGCCAGAGCAGCUUCGUCACACUGGCCACGUGACCCGGAAGUGUCUCCGGACAACGCUGGCCCUCGGCCUCUUAAGUGAGAUGGGUGCACAACCCUAGAGUCGGACACGACUGGCCCGUACGGGCAGGGGUACCCUUUAUACAGGGCUGCCUUCAGACAGCCCCAAUGACAUAACUUCUCAUGCAUUUUAGUUCAAGAGGACUUCUCUCAUAAACAUAGUGAAAGGACAGAGCACCAUACCGACUUCUGUUUUUUUACUGGAAGUUGUUUCUGCAAAGUUCCUACAGAAGACUGAGAUGUCUGGAAGCGCAAAGUACAAUUUUAUUAACAACCUUGCACCUCAGAAGUCUCAGUCUUCUGUAAGCCAUGCUUUUUUCUCAGUCAUUGCCUAUACUUCUAUAACUUGUUGUUUAUAAUUUGAUGAGUCAUACAGAAUGCUAUUAACAUUGUGAGCUUUUCGUUGGGCUGGAAUAAUUGGACAAACACAAAAUAUUGAAAUUUUUUUUUACUGCAGGCCUUCAGCCAGCCUUUGUUCAUUGUUUGUGUUAGCAUUGAGUUUGCAAUUAAGCUUCUAGAAUGUCAGAUAUUGCUAACUUGACUGCCCUGUUCUGCUGAGAUUUGUUUUGGAUUUGUUUGAUUGGAUGACUGCUUGUCGGAGUGUGAACCUAGUUAGGCUUGCUAGGUGUCGCUAUAGUUACUUCAAAGCAUCCAGUCUUGAUGGAGCUGCCACAUACCCCAUGUCUAUUUAUUGAUGGAAGAUAAUAUUGCCCUUUUAAAAUUUCCUUCCCUCACAGACACAGUGGUGCAGCAAGAGCCGCAGUCGAUAACCUGACCAAAAGCCUAGCCAUCGAGUGGGCCCGCAGUGGAGUGAGAAUUAACUCUGUUUCCCCGGUAGGUGACAGAAACAUGUGACCAGACCAGCUUUGGUGCCUGUAAGGGAAGAGUCAAAUUAGUACAAAUUUGUAAAAUGAUCAUUUAGUUUGGUUUAGCUGAGAUAGAAUAAGAUAAUUUCCUACCAGCUGCGCAUUUGGUCAUAAUUAUUUGAGUCUAUUAAGGGUUUUUGUAGUUAAACCUGCUAAUAGCAUCCAGGGUUUGGGAUGGGUCUUAGGAUAUGGAAAUGGAGGACGAUUCUUUCUUUCUUUCUUUCUUUCUUUCUUUCUUUCUUUCUUUUACAAAUUUAUAAGCUGCUUCACAGACUGAAGCUGCCAAAGCAAACUACAACAGUAUAGAAAUGUGAUAAAAUGCAAGCUCCCAAAACAAUUUCUAUAGAUAUACAAUGUGUCUUCCUUGAAUGACUGGGUCACACUUCGGGGAAAGCUGUCUUAAGCAAAAAUUACUUUGGUACAUGCCUAAAUAUCAUGAUGCAACUCUUCACAGAGAUUGAGUGGUUUAUAAAAGAUUCAAAUAAUAAGUGCCGUUAAGCCAAAAGGAGAGAGAACAAUUUAGUUGCAAGGAAUAGAAACUAUGCUUUUUGGUCCGUGUGCUUGGUUGUUGUUUUUUUAAAAAAAUAUUUAUUAUCAUUCUACCGCAUCCUUCCUUCUGCAGGAGACCAUUGGAAAGUACACAUAAUCAAGAAAAUACAAAUGGUUAAAAAAAGUUUUAAAACUGCCAUGCAAACAAUAAUACCAAUAAAACAAUUUAAAUACAUUAUACAGUGGAUGAGGAAUAUUGGGCCGUCAGUCUCAGUUGCCAUUAAAGUGGUUUUUCCUCAGGGUGAAUCCUGCACUACACAAGAACAGAAUGUUGUGUUGGGAAUUGUGGCAUAUGCACAGCCCUAUUUAUUGAGGGAAUUGUAAGCAAGUUAAAGAGCCAAGAUUUUGAAUAAGAGCUGGAAUUUAUUUUUAUCCCCUUCCCCAAUCAUGUAGGUCUUAAUGAGCACCUGCUUUUCAGUGUAGAGGGUUCAAUGUUACUGUAUUAAGCAUUAAUGGAGUCUUACUGUGAGUCUGUCCUUUUCUUCAUAGGGAGUGAUAUUUUCAGAAACUGCUGUUGCACAUUACAAAGAUGGUGAAGAACUGUUUAAAAGCUAUGUCCGAAAAAUUCCUGCCAAGAGAUUAGGACUUCCUGAAGAGGUAUUACAGUAUUUCAACCUAAAAGUUACCUUUUGGCACUGAGGGUCUUUCCGGAUGAUCAGUAGUGGCGCCCACCCUGUGGAACUCCCUCCCACCAGAUGUCAAGGACAUAAACAACUAUCUGACUUUUAGAAGACAUCUGAAGGCAGCCCUGUUUAGGGAAGUUUUUAAUGUUUGAUGUUUUAUUGUGUUUUUAAUAUCCUGUUGGAAGCCUCCCAGAGUGGCUGGGGAGGCCUGGCAAGAUGGGUGGGGUAUAUGUAAUUAUAUAUAUAUAUAUAUAUAGUGUCUCUGUGUGUGUGUGUGUGUGUGUGUGUGAGAGAGAGAUUCCCCUCCCCCCUACACAACAUUUACACUAAGUAGUGCAAAUACCAGCCUUGCUGUGGGAGAUGGUUUUCGGUGGUACUCCUGAUCAACAUGUGUGUGAACAGGGAUAGGUCAGCAAGGGCCAAAUACAGUCCUUCAGGCCUCUCAUAGAAUAACUAAUGCAUUAAGGGGAAAUGGUGCUAUUGCAUUGGAAAGAGGAAUUUCAUGACACUGGAAAGAACACCCUAAAUUUCAAAGAGUAAGAUGUUGGAAGACGCAUACAACUAAUAAAUAUGUUCAUACCAAAAAUUUUUAUUGAAGUACUCUUUAAAAGGCAAGCUAUGUGCCUGGCAUUGUAUAAACCUAAAAUAGGUAUCCUGAUUAUGCUAUAAUUAUGUUGUAUGUACCAUUCACUCCACAGUAGCAAACACCACAUUGCGAGCCUGCUGGUUGAACUUGCAGAACUUUUGAAUGUGCAGUAUAUCAUAGAACCUUGCCAGUUUUGAAGGUGAUUUUUGAGUACUUUUAGAAUGGAUCGUUCCGCUGACAUAUCCAAGCCAGCAAAGCAUUGAAAUGAUAUAAUAUUUAUGGACAGUAAAAUACCAAGCAUUUUCUUUUUGACUUGAACAUUUUGUAUUUAGUAAUAUAUUCCUGUGGACCACUGGUCAGUAAUCUUCUGUAAUUGAUCAGUAAUGACUUCUGCUCUAAGAAUCACCUUCAAAUAGGGAGCUAACAGGAACCCUUUUCAGAAAUGUGCAUUCAAUGGACGCAGGGCUGGUGGCACUGUUGUGGUAACUGGCUCUGUUUCCACCCUACAUGCUUAUCACUGUGCAUUGGCACCAUGCUUUUGACAUACAAAUGCAUACGUUUGCACAUGUGUAGGGCAGAAUCUAUACACUACUGCCUUGGUUGUGAUGAAUGCAUGAAGCCUUGCCUGCAUUUUUGAAAAGUGCUAUGGCAUGGCAGGCAUUGAACACCUGUAAUUCACAUAAGUAAAUGUCUCGAAUCUUUAUAAGGUAUCUCCCUUGGUGUGUUUCCUGCUGUCUCCGGCUGCCUCUUUUAUCACUGGAGAAACUGUGAAGGUUGAUGGUGGGCAGAGCAUAUAUAGUUCCCCAUGGGAAGUACCAGGUAAAAAAACCUGCUUUUUAAAAACUACUUUCUAACAAGUAGCUUGUUCAGUUAUAUGCCCACCCAGGGCCUGUUUAGAUCUCUUACACUCUUUUGUGGAAAUCAACACUUCAGUUUUAUCAUAGUUUAUUGUCAGCUUUGCAGUAGCUUGAUAAUUUAGUUGUGAGUCUUUUUAGGUCCAGCCUGGGAUUGUAGAGUAAUACAGCUCACUGUAACAAAAGGAUUUCUAUACUAGCCAGUCUUGGGCAAGUGGUGCUGGGAACCCUGAAUGCUUUCCUCCCUAAACUAUAUGCUCAACAGCCUUAACUUAAAGGUUCUAGUCUUAACCCAUGGCCGCCUUAACUCUCAUGACAUUGGAAUGGGAUUGGUAAAAACACUCUUGGGAUUACCCGAACCUCAGUUAUUGAAUUGUCAUUUAGCUGUCUUAUAAACAAGAAGAAGCAACCUUUUUAUAAAAAUUUUUUGAAGGAUUUUAAUAGACAACAAGGGUAUAUACAAUGUCUCUGUUCUCAGUUCAUAGAGUCCUUUCUAUAGGUCAGUUACAUUUGGUGUGAGACACUGCUGUCAUAGAGAUUAUGAGGUGGAAGAAGUGAAUGGGGGAAGAAAGGGGGUAAUGGUUUUCAUUAUUUUGACAAACAACCCUUUACUUAACAAUGUCACAUCUAGUUUUUCCCAGAUCUUCAUGUGCUGAAUCCAAGGCUGACUAAAGAUCUGUAGAAAUAUAGUUUGCCUUUUUGGUGUUUGGAAGAUUUUUCAGCCGAAAUGAACAUAACUAAUGCAUGGUCCAUAGCUUUUUCUCCUAGGAUCUCUUCCUAUACAUGUUGGAAAGACAGUGCUGUAAUUUGGAUCACUGUAAAUAUGUAACAUGAUAAUUUUUGGAAAGAAUUCGAUAAAAGGGUGUUUGGAGAGCAUUUCCUUUAGCCCAGUCUUCCCCAACCUGGUAUCACUAUUUAUUUUGGACUAUAAUUAUCAUUCACCAUGCUGGUGGGGACUGAUGGAAAUUGUAGCCCAAAACAACGGAAGGGCACAAGGUCGGGAAAGAGUGCUUUACACUUACAGGAAGUUUUCUUUCUUUAAGAGAGCUGCUCAUCGAGAUCUAGCUGGGUUAAGGUGAGAUGAAGCAGCCACUAGCUUUUGAAGGUAACUGUCUUAUUGUAUCCUUUCCCACAGAUCAUAAUAGAUGGCCACCUGCACCAGAUGGAGAUAAUGCCAAAGCACUCAAGAAGAUACUUUCAGGAAAAGCUUUGUCAAAGCUGUAAAACAAAAGAAAUGGGGUUAGCCCCCUUCCAUGCCUGUCAGUGGAUAAAUGCUGCCUUUCAGUAAUUGACUGCAAUCUUGAGGAUCACAGCCCCACUGGGGUAACAAACUGUGCCUUAGUUUUCUUCUUAUGAUUCCUCUGAAGAAAGUCCUCCAGAACCAUGUGCUGCUGCUGGCUUUGAUGUAAAAGGGUAAAUGCAUCUCUCAUGACCUCUGCUUUUGCAAUUUGCACUCUAAGCUCCGCUCACUAAAUCACGUACAUAUGCUGCAUUAACAAGGUGCUGAAGUGAAUUACGGUCCAAGUUCUGUAGCUUGCUAUCAUCAUAGCCUUUCUGAUUGCCAUGCAUUGAUUACUCACUUCUGCCAUAAGAGUCUUUGCCACAGCUCCCAGAGAUGAGAGAUGUUGGUGCACAAUAAACUGGUGGUUUGUAUCUAUGUUCAAAGUUGUAUUUUAUCUUCAGUGGGAGUAGGAAGCAUGGGUACUAACUGCCACUUGAAAACAUCUUUAGGUAAAAAAGGUAAAGGUACCCCUGACCGUUAGGUCCAGUUGUGGAUGACUCUGGGGUUGCGGCGCUCAUCUUGCUUUAUUGGCCGAGGAAGCCGGCGCACAGCUUCCAGGUCAUGUGGCCAGCAUGACUAAGCCGCUUCUGGUGAACCAGAGCAGCACCCGGAAACGCCAUUUACCUUCUCACUGGAGUGGUACCUGUUUAUCUUCUUGCACUUUGACGUGCUUUUGAACUGCUAGGUUGGCAUCUUUAGCCUGUACUAUACAGUGGUGCCUCGCAAGACGAAAUUAAUUCGUUCCGCGAGUUUUGUCGUCUUGCGAUUUUUUUCUUCUUGCGAAGCACGGUGCCGGGAAAGUUUUGGAAAAGCUUCAAAAAUCACCAAAGUCUUUAAAAACCUCAAAAAAGGCUACCACACCGUGUUCUAUGAGUUGCUCCUCGAAGUCAAGUCGCAACUGUAUUAACGGUGUUAAGAAAAAGGAAACAAACUUGCAAGACGUUUCCGUCUUGCGAAGCAAGCCCAUAGGGAAAGUCGUCUUGCGAAGCAGCUCAAAAAACAAAAAACCCUUUCGUCCAGUGAGUUUUUUGUCUUGCGAGGCAUUCGUCUUGCGAGGUACCACUGUACUUUAAAAGUUCAGAGAUUCAGAAAGGGAAAUGCCUUCAUCUUGUACACAUGGAGAAAACAAUGGCAAAGCUUCAUUUUGUUCGCAUGUGUUACAAGAUAGUUUAUUUUUCUGAACUAGCACUGCUUGUCUUAGACAGCUUGAUUUGCAAGCCUUCAUAUUGACUUAAUUCUAGUGAUUAGAGAAGUUGUCCAGAAACAUUUCCCCCGCCACAAAGGAGCUGAAGAGGAGAGAUGGCAGAUGUAGAACUGAAAUAUGGAUACUUCAUUAUCACUGCAAUUACCAGAACCCAAGGGGAAGAAGAAAAAUCAUUAGAGCUAUAAGGGGAAAGUGCAUGUUAGCUGCAGUUCCUUGCUUUUAAUGAAUUGCAUUUUAUAUAUCUAUUUUGCCAAAUAAAAAAGAAAAUUAGCAAAAUGUUAUCCUGCCAGAGUGUAAUACUUUGAAGGGGUAGUUUCAAAGCCAAGUUACUGCACAAAUUUAAAUAUUUAGUAUCUAAACAUUGGUUCUUGGGAGUCUUCACUUUCCUCUAGGCGGAAGUGUAGUAGCAAAAAAAGGAAUGGAAUAUCCUUGUCUUCCCUGAUAACAGUGCAUCUUCUUUUCAUAAUUGACUGUUGUGACAAUUAGGAAGUUUCCAUCACCUUUUGCAAACACUGUUGAACAGCUGAUAUCUAUCAGUUUACAAACAGUUUAUGAACUGUCUUGUUAUCAAGGAAAUACUCAUUUAUUUGACCAUCCACGUCACUUUUGAAGUUCACCUGCACGCCAAUGAUGCCUUUUGAUCAACUCAGAUGUGUACUACCCUUCACUGAUAGACCAGAUUUAUAACCAUAAAAGACAGUUAGUAGGUUACUGUAUUUCUGGAAAACAUAAUUAACAGAUUGCCUUGGUGUAGGGUGGCUGCAUUUAAUUUAAUCUUUGCCGAGAACAAAUAUCAGCAACCUAUUAAGGAACCCUUUAGUGACUCUUCUGUUAUUUCCCUGCCUACUAUGGCCCACAGUGUUUCAGGAAGGACUGGCUUGUUUGUCUUUCUUAAGCAGUCCAGAGAAGCUCCAAAAAG